UUUGGUGAUUCUUGCUGCGACUGUGGUGCAAAAUUUUCCGCGUAUUACUGUGGAUUGUGCAAACAUUUAACUGGUAAAGAUGAUAAUCCCUAUCAUUGUGUGAAAUGUGGAAUCUGCAGGUAUGAUUUGGUUAACUUACAUCACAUGGCCUAGUUCUAUGCAGGCUAUAAUUUAGUUACACCACAAAAUAUAUCCGCUGGUUAAUACAUCUGCUUUCCGACUCUCAGAAACGAUAAAAUGAUCCAACAUUCUGUUGUCUCAUCAUAACUUCACUUCGUGAUCAGAGGCGUAGCCCGAAGAAACGUAACACCGUUGAAGCAUCGAAUUAGCGUUGAAACGCUGAUUUAAAUUUAGAUUGGUUGGACUAGCAUCCCAAAGAUCGCGGGUUCGAUUCCCACCGUGCAUGGUCAGGCAAACUUUUCAGUUUGCCAGGUGUGGAUGCACACACAUUUACCUGAGUACAUAACACCAACACACACAAAAAAUAUCAUACAUUGAUAUCGAAGGAACUAGACUCCGUUCCGAAAUAUCGCCAACUCGAACCAAAUUGACCUCCUAGCUCAGUUGGUAGAGCAUUGGACUAGUAUCCCAAAGGUCGCGGGUUCGAUUCCAACCGUGGCCAGGCAAACUUUUCAGCUUGCCCGGUGUGGAUGCACACUCAGAGUAACAUCACAAACAUCAUAUUCACCUGACUAGUACAUAACACCAGCACACACAAAAAUAGUAUACUAUCAAUUACCUUCAAAAAUGAUAAUAAGGUGUUUUUCUUUCAUCGACAAGCAUUUAGAAUUUGAAAUCAUUCUUGGAAAACCGAUUUGGUUUUAAGGUUACAAAACACCGUCCUACGCAGCUGGUUUGGGAAAUUUUGCAUUACGCACUCAUUUUUUAAGCAAUCGGCCGAUAAUUUGCAACAAAUGUUGGAAACUAAACACUUUACGUAUUAUUAUUGUCAAAUAAGACAUUAAUGGUGUUUUGAGAAAAAAGGCGAAAGAAUUGCUAUCGAAGGGAGCAAAGUCGCCGACGUUAACGAAAUUAAGUUUUAAAUAUUGAUGUAACUAUUGUUUGGUUUAUUUUAGCUAAUUGCUUUAAAAGCUGAUCGUUGCGUAAAUUUUUAAAUAAAAAUGAAAGCUAAGUUAUUUGCAUGCAAGAAUUUGAAAUCAUUUUAUUUCAAACUCAAAUUUUAUCGAUAAAGGCAGUUUAGUUUUUAAUAUAAAGAACAUUUUAAAACGUUUUGCGAAGCGUUUGUGGUUGAAUUUUACAUUAAAUUGAAGCUUAUAUUACGUAUGGUAACAUACCUAACAUAUAUAUGUUUGGGAAAUUGAUAAUUUUGUUAUUGAAAAUUAUAUUUUUAGGGGAUUUUUCAGUUGUAAAAAUAUUCUUAAUGAAAUUAUCGUGACAACUGCUUUAAAUACUUUAUGAUUCAUGUUCGGAAAGUAUAAUAAUAAUAAUAAUAAUAAUAAUAAUAAUAAUAACAAUAAUAAACUUUAUUUGAUGAGGGUAAAUAUACAUUUUUACCUAUGAAGGUAUUCUACCAAAUGGCCCUCUAAAAAUUAGAUAACCUACAGUAUUUACAAUAUAUACAAAGAAGCAAGAACAUGCAUAUAGUUGCAUUUGACACAGCACAUGGGACUAUACAACUUAUAGUACCAAAUAUGAAAAUAACUGUAUUACUAAGCAUGCAUAAUGUUGCUUUUUUUAGUUUUGACAAUAUAAGUAAUUAAAAAUUAAAAGAAAAUUCAGUGCGAAUAACAAAUGCACUUAACUAGGUUUUUGCAAGAAAGACACGAAAAUUGUUCAAGAUGGUCAUGCAACCUCAUGAUUAAGAUUAGAGAAAAACCUCUUAACUUUAUGCUUAUACGCAGACGGGGAGUAAUCGUUAAACACUUUCAGGUCAUUUGGUAAAGAAUUGAAAAGUAAAACACCACUGUAUGAGAGCUUGGUCUUGGAAAGAUUAGAUUUGACAGAUGGUAUUUUGAGAUCAGUAACAGAGGAGCGAGUAUGUACAUCGUGCGAUGCCCCAGAGAAACAAAACAACUCGCGCAGAUCACUAGGAGAUGAGUUGCGCAAGGUGCUUACAACGAGUAAAAUUUUUCGCAUCUUAAUUAAGUUGUAGAUGGGAAUCCAUUCCAGUUUGCGGAACAGAACAACAGAAGGAGUUGACAUACUCUCGUCCAAAGCCAAUCUGGCUGCUCUUUUUUGAAGUUUAAGCAAAGGGUCGAUAAGCUCAUGGCGUGCAUUGCCCCAAAUAGUGAUGCCAUAAAGUAAAUGGGGGUAGAUAAAAGCAUAGUAAAACUUAAUUCUAAAUUUCAGUGGAAGGGCUGGGCAAAUACGCUUAAACAGAUAAAGCCUGGAAUUAAGGUAUUUAUAUACCUUAUCCACUUGGUUGUCCCAGGAGAGAUUUUUAUCGAGUAAGAUACCUAAAAGUUUGCCAGAAGUAAUUUCUUCAAUCCAAAAAUCCUCAUAAAGUAUGCUAUCAUAAUCAAGCAGUGAAUACUUACGCUUUGAAUAAAUUUUCAUGAAUUUGGUUUUGCUAAAAUUUAAAGCCAUUUGGUUGUUUCUUGCCCAAUUAGAGGUAAUACACAAAUCAGUCGACAAAGAAGCUUUGAUAUCAGGUAGUUCACAGCCAUGGGCUAAAAGAGUCGAGUCAUCCGCAAAAAGAGAAGGAUGAGAGGUAGUAAGAAAAGUUGGAAGAUCAUUGAUAAAUAUUAAGAAUAGUAACGGGCCAAGAAUGGAACCUUGAGGGACCCCAGUAAUGAUUGUUAAAGGUUCUGAAAGGACUUCGUUAAUUUGUACCUGUUGAGUUCGUCCUUCAAGAUACGAGGCGAACCAUUUUAGGGUUAGAUCAGUAGCCCCGUACGCGUAGGUUUUUUGGAGCAAAAUAUUAUGAUCCACUAAAUCGAAGGCUUUAGAAAAGUCAAGCAUCAAAACACCGUUAAUUUCUCCAUUAUCAAUAUUGUUAACAAGGUAUUCGUAAAUCAUGUUUAAUGACGUUUCACACGAGUGGCCAGGUCUGAACCCAUGUUGGUAAUCGGAUAGAAUUUCAUGCUCAGUUAAAUAUAAAAAGAUAUGAAUUAAACACAUGUUUUUCAAGGAUUUUUGAGAGAAUAACCAGGAUAGAAAUUGGUCUAGAGUUGCCUCUUUCACUCAUUUCGCCAGAUUUGUGUUUGGGAUUAAUUUUGCUUUUUUCCACAAGGCUGGAAAAAUACCUGUGCUGAUGCUGUGGUAAGAGUAUUGGAAAUCAUGUUAGCAGGGAACUUUAGGAAGUGGGCGGGAAGACCAUCAAUUCCUGUCGCUUUAGAGGGUUUCAAUUGUUUCAGGGAAUCAGAAACCUCCUCAAUUGUAAUAGGGGGGAUACCAAAUUUAGUUUGCCUAACAGAUAACGAGAAGGCUGACUGACUGUAGUCAACUGCCUCACUCAUGUCAAAUUUGUCCUGAAUGUUGGUAAAAUAUUCAUUAAAGAGAUUACUGACAAUUGCAAGGUUGUCAUAUCUCACAUUAUCAAUAACUAAAGAUAGAGGGGGAGGGGCCUUAUUAAGAUUUAUAGUUGAUUUCAAAACUCGCCAAAUUUGUUUAGAAUUCGUAGAAUUGUCAUUAAGAAGUGUUUUUAUACAGGAGGUUUUUGGAUUCCUGAUCAAGUGUACAGACCUAUUGCGCCAAGUCUUAUAUUGAGACCAAUUAGUAUUGUGAGCAUCAUUCGCAUUCUUCCGGGCCAUUUUAAGAUAGUAAUCGCGAUUGUGUUGAGCUAUGCGGAUUUCUUCACAAAACCAUCCCGGACGUUUCUUAGAUUUGACUCGUUUUUUUUUUAUGAGAGGUGCAUGGGUAUUUAAUACCGAAUUAAAAUGUUCAUAAAAUAUUUCAAGUUGAUCGUCAGGAGAGUCAAAUAUUUCUAAUGUGGUAGAAGGCAGAGUAUCAAGGUCACUACAGAACCGAGUUACAUUUAAAUGCCUAGUUCUACGGUAAGUUAUAGUUUGGUGAUAUUUCUGGUUACUAAAUAUGUGUGGAUUAACUUUACGAGUUAUAUAUAUGGGGAAGUGGUCGUUAAGCCCAAUCUCGAUUAUGCCACUCUACAAUGGCUUUCCCUAAAUACAAUGGCUUUGUCAGCAAGGCGAGGGUUUCUGCAUGCAUGUAUUUUCUAUAGUAUUUAUUUUAAUUUAGAAUUCAUGGGGAUCGUUCGUUCCAUUGUGAUGUCUGUGGAGUUUGUUUGGAUGUCCAACUUCGUGGAAAUCACAAAUGUCGUGAAGGUUCUGCCCAUGAUGAAUGCUGCAUUUGCUUGGAGGUAGUGUAUCAAUUCGAGCUCUUGUAUCAAAUUUCUGGACAACUAAGUUGAAGCCAUUAUGCUAAUUGGCGUCAAAUGGUCUAAAGCUUAAUAAUCUCCACUUAAUGAUCCUGUAGCAUCUGUUGUGCCAAAUGUCAUUUAUUUAUAGUUGCAUUCGUGCUUACGAAACAAUGACAUACGCUACGAAUCACUACAAUAGGGUUUACGUGGAAACAGAAUUUAAUGGCUCUCAGCAUUAAUCCGGGUCAUAAAACGGAUUUUAAUUUCUUUUUCGUGCAGGAUGCUUUCACUGGAUGUCAAAUCCUUCCCUGUUCUCACAAAGUCCAUAAAGAAUGUGCAACUCAAAUGAUACGGAGCGGAAUGUGA
Messenger RNA from Paramuricea clavata, 4642 nucleotides. Lineage: Eukaryota; Metazoa; Cnidaria; Anthozoa; Malacalcyonacea; Plexauridae. The record is from the annotation of a GenBank genome assembly.